AUGGAAUUGAAAGUGAGCGUUGACGGAAUUGAACGAAGUGUUUCCGGAGUCUCAAGCGAAACCACUUGUGCUCAAAUCAUCUAUGCGCUCGCACACGCGAUCAGCCAAAAAGGUCGAUUUGUAAUGAUUGAGAAAUUUCGAAACAAGGAACGUCGUCUCUCCCCAGUCGAUAAACCACUUGAAUUGCUGGAAAAGUGGCGUGAACAUAUGUCAAACGUGACGUUUGUUUUGAAAAAGAUUGAUGACGAAAACGAUAAUAGUGCAUUAUCAAGUACAACUCCAGAUAUUCCGAGCGGAUCCUCUUUGGUGACUGUUCAAAACGUAUCUAGCAGCAGUAUGCCAUCAGCGUUACCCUCAGCUUUGACGAACCAACAGCACAGAGUCCCACAGAAUACCAGUACGUCUUCUCUUCCUACUAUCCCACUUCGACCUAAGAAUCGCGGUCGACCACCCCCUCCUGACUAUAACAUGGUCAUGGAGCAAAAAUUCGCCGUUCUGGGUCGUAGUGCUCAAGCUAACUCGAAUGUGCCUGCACUUUCCGAGGAAGAAAUCUCCAUCGCUAAAAUGGGUCUUACCCAGAAUGAUCUUUUGGUUUUGAUUGAAAAACAAAGACAGACAAUCGAGAGACAACGGGAGAAUUUGCUGAACACGGAGCUUACGCUUCCUUCUGAGGCGGAUAGAGAAUUGCUUCAGCUGCAGCGCCAGCAGGAAAAUCUGAGAAAUAUCCUCGCUCCAAUGAGGGAAUCAAACUGGCCGCAGCAGUAUCAGAAACAGCUGAAGCAAUCGCAUAAGCUACGUGCGGCGAUUGAAGCUACGAAAGAAGCCAUAGACAAAACCAUCAGCGAUAUUGGUCGAGCACGACAACAGGAAGAGGAAUUGCAGCAAAAACUGAUAGAGUUGGAAACUUCUUUCUCGAAUCCACAACAAGGAGCUUCUCUGCCUGUAAAUUCAUCUUCCUCAAAAUUGAAAGCUUGCUAGUAUUUGCGCUGAAAAUGUCAAGUUCUGUUGCGCAAGCGAGCAUUUUCAAGAUCUUAAUGUGUGAUCUAAUUUAUUGAACAUGCAUAUUGUAUUGCUGAUGAAUAGAUAUAUCCUGUUGUGCUGAGUAGCCUACUUAAACUACCUUUCAAAAAUUCACUAUAGUCUAAGCUUUAUUUACUGUGUCAAGAUUUCUCCUCAGAUUUACGUGGUUUGUUCACUUGUUCUCUCACUUUUCGUGCGUUGUUGGCAAUACCUCGAACCUUGAGGUAUACUGAAUUGCUAUCCUUUUGUACCAUAUAAUGAUGCCAUCAGCGUCUGGGUUUGUAAAAGUGUAUUUAUUCGAGUUUUUUGCUCAUUGUUGAUCUAUGCAUGU
Cylicocyclus nassatus is the source of this 1351-nucleotide messenger RNA. The record is from the annotation of a GenBank genome assembly. Lineage: Eukaryota; Metazoa; Nematoda; Chromadorea; Rhabditida; Strongylidae.